CCGCUGGUUGGAAAGUAGGGCUUUUGGAAGGGGGAAAUGGCAAGGGGCAAUCUUGCAAAAAAAAAGAGGAGCAAAAGAUGCCUAAGCAUAUCACGGCGCAAUGGGGGAAGGUAGAGCGAUCUUGGAGUCUCAUAUAUAUCACUAUCGCAUUCUUCGAAAUAUACCCAUCAGGAGGCCUAAUUGGGACGGACGGACAAGGCAGCAGGGCGCAGACAGGGUGGCUUUUCUAAUCGCAUCAACCAAAUUUUUUUGGUAUUCAUUCUCAGCUCAUCAAAAGACUUCUUCUUCUACUUCUAUAUGUUACUUUGUUCCUAGGCUUUCAACUCAUGUUUUCUUCCUGUUACAGAAAUUACCUAACUUUUCUUGUCGCAAGGAAGAAACUAUACCAGCCUUGCGAGGCACGUCAGCAUUCUCUUUCUUCUUCGGGUCGAUCUUCUUCCUGUCAGGAUCAAACAUCAUCUUAUUAUUUUCCUUUCUGUUCUAUUAUAGGGAGGGAUAUUUAUACUCCGGUGAUGGUCUGUGGACGUGUGGAGGGGGAGGGGCCUUUUCUUUCUUUGGUUCUCACGAGGCAUGAUACAAGGCACAGAAUUGGGAUAAAGUUUUCCUUGGUGAAGCACGAACCCGAA
This is a messenger RNA of Mollisia scopiformis, 626 nucleotides long. RefSeq lists its product as uncharacterized. Lineage: Eukaryota; Fungi; Ascomycota; Leotiomycetes; Helotiales; Mollisiaceae. Bases 101 to 574 code for a protein of 157 amino acids. The transcript has a single exon. The record is from RefSeq and is a predicted model, not a curated record.